Molecule: messenger RNA, 1527 nt
Organism: Trichoderma aggressivum f. europaeum
Lineage: Eukaryota; Fungi; Ascomycota; Sordariomycetes; Hypocreales; Hypocreaceae
Exons: 1
Coding region: 1-1527 (508 amino acids)
Source: RefSeq, a predicted model, not a curated record
AUGUCGGAGGAAACUACAAUUACACCUGCAUCCUGGAUGUAUCUUCCAGCAGAACUACGAUUAAUGAUUCUAAACCGGCUAAUCAACCUUCUCUACCGGUCAAGAAAAGGAAACGCCCAGGAGCUAAAACGUCAAUGGUGCGCCUAUCAUGCCGUUUCUCGAGAAUGGCAGGCAUUCUUUGAACGUUUGAGUUUUGCGUGCCUCACCUUGCAUCAGUCAGACCUUGCGGAGUUCGGCAAGAUAAUGCAAGGUAACAACAAUCGCCAGAUGUCCGUAACAUUCGUCUGCCUGCGCAUAGAACUCCCAGAGUAUGACUGCAAGAAAUGCAAAAAAAGAGAAUCACCCGACGAAGUCAGAGCAAACCAACGUUUGUUCACAACAGCAGUUUGGGAGCUGUUUUCGAUUCUAUCUCAAUGGAAAGAGCACGGUGAAGUUGGACUCGAGAUUAGUGUUCACUCUCCGAGCGACGCCCUUCACUAUUGUCAGGAGCUCAAGAGCCGAAUCCAUCGCAAAGCGAACAUGAAGCAGAGAUACUCAAAACCCAGAGCAGAAAAGAAGACAACUCACGGCUGGAGGCGAGGGAAACGGGUCCAUAAGCCCCCUGUCGGUGCUAAACUCAGAGUCUUUGGACAUCCCAGAGGGCUAGGCUUCGACUUGCGGACAUCGUUGGCCCGGAAGCUAGGAACCCUGCCCAAGGUCAAAGUGGUGACAUAUCUACUCAUUCGUCGGCAGUUUUACCGCCACUUCUCUGUGCCAAAAGCUUUGGGGCCGAUGAUGAAAAGUUUGCCUCGCCUAGAGCACCUUUCGUACGAGCCAUGGCGAGGAAUUGAUACCAAGAAGAUCGCUGGCCGGCAGAUACGAGACGAACAGCACACCCGUUUAUUUCUUGACGUUAUACAGCGCCAUAAAAGCCUACGGUCGGUGUCAAUGUUUGAGAGCUUCAACCCUGACCUGCAUACUAAGAAGAAAAGGGAAGCAUAUCCCGCCUUGGGCCAAAGUGUUGCGAAAACAAGCCGAAACUUGGAGAGUCUAUGCGCCACAUUCAACGUCGACGCCAAAGAUUUCUUCUACGCGUUUUUCCCAACCCAGAAUCCAAAACCGCUGCCCAACAUGUCGUGGAGCAACCUAACAGAUCUAAGCCUUUGCUCAGAGCUGCUUGUCCCGGCGCACUACAACAAGCUGAUCCAAGUUGCAGCGGCAGCGGCCCUCCAGAUGCCGAAACUGAGAUGCAUGGAGCUAUGGAACAGCGAGACACAUGCCACGUCGUGCAUAUUUAGAUACUUUCCAAUGUCCGGACGACGACGAUACAUACAGCUACUUAGCACCUGGGGUGGACGACUUGGUACACAAGCAAUUGCAUGCUGGCGGGAGGUGGCGGACCGUGUUGCUGGCUGUGAGCUCCGGCAAGAAUCGCUUUACCUUGAUGCACAUGUGUUUGACAAUUAUGCGUCUGUCAUGCAAUACCUAUUCCUGAGAACUGGGCUCUUGUCUCCAGUAUCUUUGUACGACACGGCAGUUGGGCUCUAG